This is a messenger RNA of Phoenix dactylifera (date palm), 903 nucleotides long. RefSeq names its product PRA1 family protein F3-like. Gene Ontology annotation, cellular component: endoplasmic reticulum; Golgi apparatus. NCBI's taxonomy places the organism in Eukaryota, Viridiplantae, Streptophyta, Magnoliopsida, Arecales, Arecaceae. The record is from RefSeq and is a predicted model, not a curated record. Gene Ontology annotation, biological process: vesicle-mediated transport.
AUCGGACCCCCACCCCCUCCUUGGUUUCUUCCUUCCCCAAUUCCCCAUUCCAUUCCGUCGAUCAUCGCGGAGAUGACUACCUAUGGGACGAUCCCGACCUCUUCCGGCGGCGCCGCCACACCUCUGGAUUUCAUUUCCCGCGCCAAGGAGCGGGGAAGAGAGGCCCUGGCGACGCGCCGCCCGUGGCGGGAGGUGGCCGAUAUCCACGCCAUCAGCCUCCCGCCGAGUCUCGGGGAGGCGUACCUCCGGAUCCGGACCAACCUGGGCUACUUCGCCAUGAACUACGCCAUCAUCGUCCUCCUUAUCGUCUUCCUCAGCCUCCUCUGGCAUCCCGUGUCCCUCAUCGUCUUCAUGGUUAUGAUGGCUCUCUGGCUCUUCCUCUACUUCCUGCGCGACGAGCCCCUCGUCAUCCUCGGCCGCACGAUCGGCGACCGCACGGUCCUGAUCGUGCUCGCCCUCGUGACCCUGGGGGUGCUGCUUCUUACCAACGCCACGCUCAACAUCCUGGUCUCGUUCCUGGUGGGGCUGCUGGUGGUGGUUCUCCACGCGGCGCUGCGACGGACCGAUGACCUCUUCAUGGAGGAGGAGGAGGCGGCGGGGCCAGGCCGAUGGUACACCGUCGUCGGGGAGCCCGCCAAGCUGUCCCCAUCCGUUUCCUCCUAGUAGAACAACAACCGCCAUCGCCCACGCACCAGGCUUGUAUGCGUUUUCAUAUGCGAUGACUGCUACUUCUUCUAUUCUUGAUUAGUACCGCAGCUUAUUUGUGCUCAUCAUGUGUUCGUUCUUUUAUUUCCAUGGUUGAAUUAGUCUUCCGUCUUCUUUUCCCUUCUUUUUAAUAAUUCGUUAGCUUGGUGGAUCGGACAUUAUCGCAUUAAAUUCUUUCUACAACCAUGCAUUAUAUCC